GCAAAGUCAAACAUCACUGCCUCAGAAGAUGCCCUCUGGCCCAGGCUGGUUGCACUGUGGCUUCCUGGAUGGCGACAGAGGACAGGGAGGUGAUGGAAGCCCAGGGAGCAGGAGAAAGUUGUCCCACCUCCAAGCUGGUGCCUGGUGACUCCACAUCUGAAGGGAAGCUGAGGGCCACGUUGGAGACAGAGUCCCUGAAACCGGACUCAUCUUACGACUACCUGGAGGAGAUGGACACCGGUGAAGACAGAGGCUGCCCAGGGCUCCCCAAGUCCGGCCCCACCACCAAGGGCCAGGCAGGAGAUGCGCCCGAGCCCUCGGAACUGUCCCCGGCCCCAGGGACGGAACGCGCAGUCUUGGUGGAGCUGGAGAGGUUGCGCAUGGACUUCGAGCUGGUGCGGCUCAAGCACCUGCAUGAAGAGAACGAGCGGCAGCGGCACCACGAGGCGGUGAUGGCGCAGCUGCAGCAGCAGCAGAUGGCACCCCGCCAGUUCUCAGGUGGCCUCCAGGACCUCCUGCUACCCCAGAACCAGUUUGCCAUGUUCCUGUUCUGCUUCAUCUUUGUACACGUAAUCUAUGUCACCAAGGAGAUGGUCUUCUUUCUCUUCUCCAGGCACUACCUGUUCUGCAUUGUGGCCAUUUUGCUGUGUUUGAUUAAAACUUUAUGGUCCUACUUCUAA
This is a messenger RNA of Fukomys damarensis (Damara mole-rat), 680 nucleotides long. It is a transcript of the gene Tmem247, whose product is annotated as transmembrane protein 247. The transcript is spliced from 3 exons. The coding region runs from base 69 to 680 and encodes 203 amino acids. NCBI's taxonomy places the organism in Eukaryota, Metazoa, Chordata, Mammalia, Rodentia, Bathyergidae. Gene Ontology annotation, cellular component: endoplasmic reticulum. The record is from RefSeq and is a predicted model, not a curated record.